This is a messenger RNA of Pogona vitticeps (central bearded dragon), 2082 nucleotides long. Lineage: Eukaryota; Metazoa; Chordata; Lepidosauria; Squamata; Agamidae. The record is from RefSeq and is a predicted model, not a curated record.
ACAACGGUUAGGCCCAGCGAGCCCAACUCCGGGCGGAAGUGACGCGCCUCGCCGGCCCGAAGUUGGGGAGGAGGAAGAGACUUCCGCCUCCGGUCGAGGAGCUGGGGGAAGAAAGGAGAAGGCGAAGGAGGUGGGAGGGGGAGCGUGGCGGCGGGGUCUCCCCCCUCGCUUCGUUGAGGUCGCUUCGCCCGUGGCCAUGGAGUUCCCUGGAGGAAACGAGAAUUACCUGGCGAUCACGGGGGCGACUCAUCCCUUUUUGUCGGGGGCCGAGACGUUCCACACGCCAAGCCUGGGAGAUGAAGAGUUCGAAAUCCCGCCCAUCGCGCUGGACGCCGACCCAUCCCUCGCGGUGGCUGAUGUUGUCGGUCACUUUGAUGACCUGGGGGACCCUGUGACAGCCCGAGAUGCUACUUUCUCAGCCCAGUAUGGGGUGCAGGCACUUGACAUCCCUGUGGGAAUUAGCCACGGCCUCAUGGAGCAAGGAGGCGGGCUGCUGAGUGGUGGGCUGGCCAUGGACUUGGAUCACCCUAUGGGGACUCAGUACAGCGCCAACCCCCCUGUCACCAUCGACGUGCCUAUGGCGGACAUCAGCUCCAGCCUGAUGGGACACGGCCAGCUCACCACCAUCGACCAGUCGGAGCUCAGCUCUCAGCUCGGCCUCAGCCUGGGAGGCGGUGCCAUCCUGCCCCCGGCCGCCCAGUCGCCCGAGGAGCGGCUCUCGCCCACCCCGUCGCCCGCCAGUUCCAUGCACGAGGAAGAGCCGGAAGAGAUCAGGAGGCAAGUCUCCAUCGCUAAGCCGCUCCCGACAGCCUCGGCAGUGCCGACGCCAGCCGCGGCCCCCGCAGCGGUGGUGGUGGAUGCUGGCAAGAAGCCAAAGCCCACCAAGAAGCAGAAGAAAAAGAAAGACCCCAACGAGCCCCAGAAGCCCGUCUCGGCUUAUGCCCUGUUCUUCCGCGACACCCAGGCGGCCAUCAAGGGGCAGAACCCCAAAGCCACCUUCGGGGAGGUCUCCAAGAUUGUCGCCUCCAUGUGGGACAGCUUGGGGGAGGAGCAGAAGCAGGUCUACAAGCGGAAAACGGAGGCAGCCAAAAAAGAAUAUUUGAAAGCGCUGGCGGCGUAUCAUGACAACCAGGAGUGCCAGGCGGUUGUAGAAACGGUAGAGCCGGACACGAUCUCCUCGCCGCCCGAGCAGCCGGUGCCCGCUUCCUCCAUGCACCUGCCCCGCCUCCAGCCUCCGCCCCUCCAACAGAUGCCCCAGCAGCCGCCCGCUCAGCCGGUCACCAUCCUGCAGCAGCCCCCGCCCCUCCAGGCCAUGCAGCAGCCUCCCCUGCAGCAGAAAGUGCGCCUCAACCUCCAGCAGCCCCCGCCUCCUCUGCAGAUCAAGAUCCUGCCUCCGCCGGGCUUGCAGAUCCAGCCCAUUGCCCUGCAGACAGAAGAAAGCAGCCCGGAGAGACCCAGUGCCGAGAUCCAGACUUCUCCGGAGCCCGUGGAUGUCGUUCCAGAGGUGGAGUCGCCAACACCAAUGCAUGUGGAGCUGGUGUCCGAAUCGCCGGUGGCAGCGUCGCCCCGGCCACGCUGCAUCCGGGCAGGCUGCGAGAACCCGCCGGUGGCCAACAGCGACUGGGACAAUGAAUACUGCAGCAACGAGUGUGUGGUGAAACACUGCAGGGAUGUGUUCCUAGCUUGGCUGGCUUCUCGCAAUCCCAGCAACAAUGUUGUAUUUGUGAAAUAACCCCCACCCUUUGGGGGGGGUGUCCUGGGGCAGGAAAUGACUGCCCCCCCUACGCACACUUUUUUCCAACGGACGACCAAAAAAAAAAGGAAGGAAAAGGAUCGAGAACGGCCAUGCAACUUUGGGGUGGGAAACGGUGGAGCAAAACAUUGGUACAUCACCUGGAGACCCUUCUGCAAGAGACAACGUCACCCCUUCUGGGUGGGGAGGGGAAGGGAAGAAGGCUUGGGUGCUGCAGACUUUAUUUCCCCCCCUUAUUUUUUUUUCUCCCUAUACAUGAUCCCUUGAUCUGUUUUCUUUUUUCCCUCUUCCUUGAUGGCGCCGAUUAAAGCUGGACGAGGGAUGCCGAC